Molecule: messenger RNA, 1413 nt
Organism: Penicillium brevicompactum
Lineage: Eukaryota; Fungi; Ascomycota; Eurotiomycetes; Eurotiales; Aspergillaceae
Product: histidine phosphatase family protein
Exons: 4
Coding region: 1-1413 (470 amino acids)
Cellular component (GO): fungal-type cell wall
Molecular function (GO): acid phosphatase activity
Source: RefSeq, a predicted model, not a curated record
AUGCCUUCUCUCUCAAGUUUCAUUCAUGCCCUGAGCAUAGUAGGCGCACUCGGUUCGAGCGCGACCGAAUCCUCAAAGCAAUUCUCCCAAGAAUUUCGCGACAACUACAGCAUAUUAAAACAUUACGGCGGUAACGGCCCUUACUCCGAGCGUCGCUCGGACGGAAUCUCACGCGACCCGCCCGCAAGUUGCGCCGUUGACCAAGUGAUUAUGAUCAAGCGUCAUGGCGAACGCUACCCUUCUCCGGCCUUGGGCGCAGGCAUCGAAAGCUCCCUCUCCAAACUCGACCCCAAACGCACAUAUAAGGGCGAUCUCUCCUUCUACAACGAUUGGUCCUACUACGUUCCCAAUAAAUGCCUGUACAACGCGGAGACAUCCUCGGGUCCAUAUGCUGGGUUGUUAGAUGGCUAUAGCCACGGAACUGAGUACCGGGAUCGGUAUGGGCACCUAUGGGACGGGGAUGCUAUCGUGCCCAUGUGGAGCAGUGGGUAUGGACGGGUGAUCGAGACGGCGCGCAAGUUCGGAGAGGGCUUCUUUGGAUAUAAUUAUUCGACCAAUGCGGCGCUGAACAUUAUUUCGGAGAGCGAGACCAUGGGCGCGAAUUCGCUGACGCCGGUCUGCUAUGCGGAUAAGGAUACUGCUACCUGCGAUGGUUUGACGAAUACUAUGCCGCAGUUCAAGGUCGCUGCGGAGAGACUCAAUACUCAGAACCCGGGACUGAAGCUUAACGAGACGGAUAUCUACUAUCUCAUGUCGAUGGCAUCAUUUGAACUGAAUGCUCGUUCUCAUUCCGAAUGGAUCAAUGUCUUCACCCAGGAUGAGUGGGUCAGUUUCGGCUAUGUCGAAGACUUGAACUAUUAUUAUUGCGCAGGACCUGGAGACAAGUCCAUGUCCGCCGUUGGAUCCGUCUACGCCAACGCAAGUCUCACCUUGCUGAACGAGGGUCCUCAAAAGUCUGGUCCUCUCUUCUUCAACUUCGCCCACGACACGAAUAUCACACCUAUUCUCGCAGCUCUCGGCCUCCUCACCCCCGAAGAAGAUCUUCCCCUGGACAGAAUCCCAUUCGGAAACCCAUACUCAACAGGCGACAUCGUACCUCAAGGUGGUCAUUUCACAAUCGAGCGUCUGAGCUGUGAUAAGACAGCGGUCUCAAAAGCAGGCAGCUAUGUCCGUCUCGUGCUUAACGAGGCAGUCGUUCCUUUCAACAAAUGCACAUCAGGCCCGGGCUACUCAUGUCCCCUGGAGGAAUAUUCUACGAUCGUGAAGGGGAUACUGCCUGACUAUGUUGGUCAGUGCAAGGUCCCGCACAAGGACCCGAAAAGUCUGAGCUUUUGGUGGAACUUCAAUUCUACCUCUGAAUUGAACUACCGGAAGGGUCCCAUUCCUUGCCAGGAGGCGGAGGCUGACCGCUGA